GUCCCUCCCCUCUCGACGUGAUCAUCGCUGCCUCUGCAGCCCUUCACCGGCCUUCUCCUGCUGAAAGCAUGGCGGCGGUGGUCACACGGGAGUGUGAGACGGAGGAUUGCAGUAAAGAAGCCAAACUCCAGUGUCCUACCUGUAUUAAACUCGGGAUACAAGGCUCAUAUUUCUGCUCUCAGGAGUGUUUCAAAGGCAGCUGGGGUACUCACAAACUGCUCCACAAGAAAGCAAAGGAAGACAAAACCAAGGAUGAGGGAAAGAACUGUGUAGAGAAGGAAGUCAACACAGACCCCUGGCCUGGGUACCGUUACACUGGCAAACUGCGGCCUCACUACCCUCUGACACCCAUGAGACUUGUUCCAGGGACCAUCCAGAGACCGGACUAUGCUGAUCACCCGCUGGGGAUGUCCGAGACGGAGCAGACUCUUAAAGGGACGUCCCAGAUUAAGAUCCUCAAUGCUGAAGAAAUCGAGGGCAUGAGAGUCGUCUGCAAGCUGGCUCGAGAGGUGCUCGACAUUGCUGCCAUGAUGGUGAAACCUGGAGUGACGACAGAGGAGAUUGAUCAUGCUGUACAUCUGGCAUGCACAGCACGGAACUGCUACCCAUCACCACUGAACUACUACAACUUUCCUAAGUCCUGCUGCACUUCAGUCAAUGAGGUCAUCUGUCAUGGCAUACCAGAUCGCCGUGCCCUACAAGAGGGUGACAUCCUUAACGUGGACAUUACUGUUUACCACAAUGGAUACCAUGGAGACCUAAAUGAAACGUUUUUUGUGGGUGAGGUGGACGAGGGGGCAAAGAGGCUGGUGCAGACCACAUAUGAAUGCCUAAUGCAAGCUAUUGAUGCUGUGAAGCCAGGUGUCCGUUAUCGAGAGCUGGGCAACAUCAUCCAGAAACAUGCGCAGGCAAAUGGAUUUUCUGUGGUGCGGAGUUACUGCGGCCAUGGCAUUCACAAACUCUUUCACACCGCACCCAAUGUUCCACACUAUGCGAAGAAUAAAGCUGUGGGGGUGAUGAAGCCUGGUCAUGUCUUCACUAUUGAACCCAUGAUCUGUGAAGGUGGUUGGCAGGAUGAAACAUGGCCGGAUGGUUGGACAGCGGUUACUCGAGAUGGUAAACGCUCUGCCCAGUUCGAACACACACUCUUGGUGACUGAAACAGGUUGUGAUAUCCUCACACGUCGCCUCGAUGACAAUGGCCGCGCUCACUUCCUGACGCAGAUGUAGAGUGGUGGGGUGAGAACGCAGGCCCUUCCCCCAGUGGAGGACACAUCCGCUCCAGCCCUAUCACCGAUCAGCCAGUCACACUGUGGUUCUCUGUUGGGCAGGAGUUAAUUCGCCGUGUGGCCGUGGUAAUGGAGUGUCUGAUUGGGCGAGAAGUGGAGAUUUGUUUAUUUAUGAAUGUGUCAUCUGAACAGUCACAUGACUCAGCUUGGAUCUGAUCAGACUGGAAGGCACUGACCUUUGACCUGCUUGCAGUGCUGUCACUCUUUGUCUGCUCGGGGGGCAGAGGUGUGUGUGUGUGUGUGUGUGUGUGUGUGUUUGCAUGUGGUCUGGCGUACUCAUGUUUAGUUUGUUUCAGUGUGCCGUGCUGGCUGAGUGGUUCUCCUGUGACUUUAGGACACAGCGUGUGUGUGUGUGUGUGUGUGUGUGUGUGUGUGUGUGUGUGUAUGGAUGGUGCGUGUGUGAGAGAGUGUCAUUCCAGAUGAUACCAAACAGACUGAUAAAUGAAAUCUUUCUGCAGUUUCUUUUCCUUUAUGGUUUAUCCUGAGCAUAAUCUUUGGCCACAUCCUCCUGUUUACAAAAGAGUGCCUCUAAAGAUUAUUUCAACAUUAGGACAAAUAAUGUAUUUGUGAAGUUCUGCCAGCGUACAUCAGACCCUUUCUCUAACGACCAUUUGUCUAUGAUCACAUGCGUGAAAAAUGUGCUGAAGUUCUAUGGAAGGGUCUUGUGACCGUGGGAUUGUCAAAAGUUUCCAAUUGGUUCUCCUUCACCUUGAAAAGGUUUAAUUUGCUUAUGAUUGGAUAAUGCACUGCCAGGUACAGAGCUGUUCUGCAGGGUUGAUCUAACAGUGGCAUGUUUUAGGUUAUUGGUGCUCUCUGUCUGAAACACAGUCAAAACCAUGUCAGUGGUCUGCAUUCAAGCUGAAUUAAAGCAUAUUUUCCUUGUGAA
Molecule: messenger RNA, 2174 nt
Organism: Colossoma macropomum (tambaqui)
Lineage: Eukaryota; Metazoa; Chordata; Actinopteri; Characiformes; Serrasalmidae
Gene: metap1
Product: methionyl aminopeptidase 1
Exons: 11
Coding region: 69-1229 (386 amino acids)
Biological process (GO): proteolysis
Molecular function (GO): metalloaminopeptidase activity
Source: RefSeq, a predicted model, not a curated record